AUGGAGAUGCGCAAUGAUGAAGAGACACUCCGACAGAUCGAGGAGGAGUUGGACACGAAAAUCUACCCAGGCACGGAGAUUAUGAGAGAUGUUGGAUCUCAUCAUUUCGUGAAGUCGUCCAAAAGCUCGGAUCGAGUUUUGGUCCCACAACCGUCGGAUGACCCUAAUGACCCUCUGAAUUGGAGCCCUUUUUGGAAAACGUGCACCAUGACUCUUGCAACUGCCAUGUCGUUUACACAGGCAUUCGGUCCGCUAGCUGUUGCGCCUAUGUUUCCUCAAUUAAUGGAAGACUUUGAUACCGAUUUAGCUGGAGCAGUCAAGUUUACCGGGGUUUGUAUUCUUGUUCUUGGAUUUAGUAACUUUUUCUGGGUCCCUAUCCAAACAUGUUUUGGCAGAAGACCGGUGUUAAUUACGUCAACAUUGGUGUGUUUGGUCUCUUCUAUCUGGAGGGCCGUUGCCACCUCCUACAGGAGCUUUAUGGGAGCUUGCAUUCUGAAUGGAUUUGGGGCUGGUCCAGCGGAGACUGCACAACCGCAGAUAAUCACGGACAUUAUGUUCCUUCAUGAGCGAGGGGCAUACAACACGCUCUAUUUCACCUUCUAUUUUGGAGCCUUGGUUGUUUCGCCAGUCAUUUCAGGACCAAUGGCAUAUCACCUUCACUGGCGCUACUUCUGGUGGCUCAACGUUGGCAUUCUAGGCCUUGUCCUAGUAUUAUUGAUAUUUCUUUUCCCGGAAACAAGGUGGCAUCGGCUUCACCACAACGAGAUUCAUGCACGAAACACAUCAUCUGAAAAGGCGAAUGUCAACAUAACAACCAAUUCAGCUGAUACACCCCCACAAGCGGCCUCAACCCUUGAACAUGCCGUAGAAACAGAAGAUACCGACAAGGACCCUUAUCUUGGAAAAGGAAAACCUUCCAUGCAACAAUUUAGGGCCUUCCGAGUAACUGAAAACCCCCUCAAAGCCUUGCUGUAUGACUUUUGGAUCCCGUGGAAACUUCAUCUAUAUCCAAUUGUUCACCUAGCCGCUUUUAUUGUGUCCUGGUCAGCCAGCGUUUUUCUUGUGGUCAACGUAACCCAGAGUCAAAAUUUUGCAGCUCCGCCGUACAAUUUCAACAGCCAGACGGUUGGGUUUUUCAACUGUGCUGUCUUGGUCGGUGCCUGCAUUGGUCUGGUAACGAACGGGCCACUCUCGGAUUGGGUUUCCAUGCGCGCUACGAAGAAGAACCGAGGCAUUCGAGAGCCUGAAAUGAGACUCCCUGCAAUGAUACCAUACGUUAUCAUAAUGAUUGUUGGGAAUUUUGUCGUGGCUUUUGGUUAUGAAUAUAAAUGGAAUUGGAAGGUUAUCGUUAUCAUUGGAUACACUGCCAUAGGCAUCCAGGUUGCAGCUCUACCGGCUAUAGCAAGCACAUACGCCGUCGACAGCUACAAACCCGUUGCUGGCAGCAUUUUCGUUACCAUAACUGUGAACAAAAAUCUCUGGGGUUACGGCUUGGCCGAAUUUAUUACCCCAUGGACCCAGCGCAGCGGUUUCAUCCCCGCCAUCAUGCUUAACAUGGCUCUCACGACGUUUUUCUGUGCGUGGGGUAUUGUGUUUUACUAUUAUGGGAAGAGGCUCAGGAAACUCACAGCGAAUUCAGACGUGCAUUUUAUGUGA
This is a messenger RNA of Paracoccidioides lutzii Pb01, 1656 nucleotides long. RefSeq lists its product as hypothetical. The transcript is spliced from 8 exons. The record is from RefSeq and is a predicted model, not a curated record. Gene Ontology annotation, molecular function: transmembrane transporter activity. Gene Ontology annotation, biological process: transmembrane transport. The coding region runs from base 1 to 1656 and encodes 551 amino acids.